AUGGAAUUCUCUGCUCUCCCUAAAACCUCUUGUGGCUCGUUUCAUCAGGAACUCGCUAUUCCGUUAGUCGCCUCUGUUGCCUCUGCUUGCAAUGCUCAGGGUCGGCGUUUUAGAGGAGCGCGAUCACCUGUUUUAGAGUCGUUUCAAAUCUUCCUCACAACUGUUCCACUCCCGGCUGCUUCCUCUUCAGAGGACUCCUUCCUAUGGCGCGCAAACGAUCUUGACCUCAGCUACUUCUCAGCAAAAAACACUUGGAGUGAGCUCCGUCCACGUGCUCCAAAGCAUCAAUAUGUUUCCUCUGUGUGGUUCAAAGGAGCGAUCCCUCGCUACGCGUUCACCAUGUGGGUUUCCCAACUCGACAGACUCUCGACUAGAGCCCGACUUGUCAAAUGGGGUCUUGGUAUCUCCUCUCUGUGCUGUUUGUGUGAUUGUUUCGAGGAGAACUGCGAUCAUUUGUUUCUCCGUUGUGAAGUAAGUGAGCAGUUAUGGGAUUUGGUUCUGAUAAGGUUGGGUUAUAGCCUGUUUGCUUUUCAUACAUGGGACGCUUUCAUGUGCUGGCUGAGUCUAAGGGACACCACCUCCUCCAUACUCCUCUGUCGUAUAGUUGCCCUCGCCACUAUUUACUCUCUCUGGAUUGAACGGAACAACAUGUUUUUCAACAGUGUCUCCACCACCCCUCAAGCAAUCUUCAAGCGUAUUGACCGGCAUGUUUGA
This is a messenger RNA of Eutrema salsugineum, 714 nucleotides long. RefSeq lists its product as uncharacterized. The coding region runs from base 1 to 714 and encodes 237 amino acids. The record is from RefSeq and is a predicted model, not a curated record. The transcript has 2 exons. NCBI's taxonomy places the organism in Eukaryota, Viridiplantae, Streptophyta, Magnoliopsida, Brassicales, Brassicaceae.